Molecule: messenger RNA, 786 nt
Organism: Colletotrichum costaricense
Lineage: Eukaryota; Fungi; Ascomycota; Sordariomycetes; Glomerellales; Glomerellaceae
Product: phosphoribosylglycinamide formyltransferase
Exons: 4
Coding region: 1-786 (261 amino acids)
Biological process (GO): 'de novo' IMP biosynthetic process
Cellular component (GO): cytoplasm
Molecular function (GO): phosphoribosylglycinamide formyltransferase activity
Source: RefSeq, a predicted model, not a curated record
AUGUCGUCAUCAUCAUCCACCGAAACCUGCCGCCUCGUGGUCCUCUGCUCCGGCUCCGGCACGAACCUGCAAGCCAUCAUCAACGCAGUCGCCGACGGCACCGUACCGCAAAGCAAGAUUGAAAAGGUCAUCGUGAACCGCAAGACCGCCUACGCCGUCCAGCGCGCGGAGAAGGCGGGCAUCCCGACGCGGUACUUCAACCUCGUCUCGGGCGGCUUCACGGCCAAGGGCGAAAAGGACGAGGCGAAGCUGCGCGAGGGCCGCGGCCGGUACGACGCGGCGCUGGCCGAGCUCGUGCUGCAGGACAAGCCGGACCUCGUCGUCCUCGCCGGGUGGAUGCACGUGUUUAGCGCGCCGUUUUUGCGGCCGUUGGAGGCUGCCGGGGUUCCGGUCAUUAAUCUUCACCCGGCGCUGCCUGGCCGUUAUGAUGGUGCCAAUGCGAUUGGAAGGGCAUACGAAGAUUUCCAGGCCGGCAAGCUUGAGAACAACCGGACCGGAGCAAUGAUUCACUAUGUCAUUGAGACGGUGGACCGUGGAGAGCCUAUCCUCAUUGAGGAGGUUGAGAUUCGCUCGGGUGACAGUCUGGCAGAUGUGGAAGAGCGUAUGCACAGCGUCGAACACGGUCUCAUUGUCAAGGCCACCGCAAAGGUCGAAGACCUCAGGGAGAAGAAGAAGAAGAAGAAGAAGAAGAAGAAGAAGAAGAAGAAGAAGAAGAAGAAGAAGAAGAAGAAGAAGAAGAAGAGCUUCUGGCAACCGUUAUUGAGUUCCAAAGAACGGAAGACGUGA